This is a messenger RNA of Erythranthe guttata (spotted monkey flower), 1849 nucleotides long. RefSeq lists its product as uncharacterized. Gene Ontology annotation, cellular component: membrane; Golgi apparatus. NCBI's taxonomy places the organism in Eukaryota, Viridiplantae, Streptophyta, Magnoliopsida, Lamiales, Phrymaceae. The record is from RefSeq and is a predicted model, not a curated record. Gene Ontology annotation, biological process: transport.
UACUCCUCCUCACUAGAUAAUCACCUCCCUUCUGUUCAUUAAUGAGUCAAUAAAAUAUUAAAAUAAUGUUUACUCAACGACUGAUUUUCGCCUUCGUCUUCAUUUCUCUCUCUACAGCAGAUCCGUCACACUUUUUAAGCUCAACUCAAACCCCACGCGGCAGCAAUGCAACGCCUGAGCUUCGUAAUUACGUUUCUACCCCUGGCGGCGGCGGCGCUGCUAGCAUGCAUUGAGGCGUCGGUUCACGAGUACAACGGAGAGAAGUUCGCCGCGCAAGGCAAUGCGUUCGUCUUCCACGGUGGAAGCGAGGGAAUUUACUCUUCUGCCCCUGGACUCAACGAGUCCUCCCCCGCAGACUCUUUUAUUCGGUUCGAAAAGGUUGUAUUCCGAAGGCCGUCAGAGUUUUCGAAUUUCAGCUCAGGAUCAGUUCAUGUGAUUGUAUUCGAGGUGGACGAUAGGGAGACGAUAGGGGGAUCUGCGUACGGGGGUCAAAGAGCUGUGUGCUGCUCUGCAGAUCUUGCGAAACUCGGUGUUUGCAAGCAAGGUGAAAUCAUUCACCGCCCGUCGACUAAUAAUCCGGGCUGGCCACAAGUAUUUGGCGCCUCAUUCGACGCUGAUAAGACAGAGACUACUCUGUAUCCAAGGUCGAUACAAAUCACGAAAACGGGAAUGUACAACCUGUAUUUCAUUCACUGCGAUCCACAGCUUAAAGAUGCUGUCGUUGUUAAUGGGAAGACUGUGUGGAAAAACCCGACUGGUUACCUACCUGGUCGAAUGGCGCCUCUUAUGAAGUUCUAUUUGUUUAUGUCUCUUGCAUUUGUGGUGCUCGGGUUUUUCUGGUUCUCGCAGUACGCGAGAUUCUGGAGAGAAGUUCUUCCGUUGCAGAACUCUAUUACACUUGUGAUCACUUUGGGUAUGUUAGAGAUGGCAUUGUGGUACUAUGAUUACGCUGAGUUCAAUGAAACGGGUAUAAGACCAACUGGGAUCACUGUCUGGGCAGUUACUUUCGGAUCUGUGAAACGGACUGUAUCGAGAUUGAUUAUUCUAAUUGUCUCGAUGGGUUAUGGUGUAGUUAGACCUACUCUAGGGGGGCUUACGUCAAAGGUUCUUCUACUUGGAGGGACUUUCUUUGUUGCAACGGAAGUGCUUGAGCUGAUUGAAAACGUUGGUGCUGUGAGUGAUCAAUCGGGAAAGGCAAGACUGUUUUUCGUCCUGCCUGUGGCGAUUUUGGAUGCUUUCUUCAUAAUAUGGAUAUUUACUUCCCUUUCUUCAACUUUAAAUAAGCUUCAGGCUCGGAGGAUGACUGCCAAAUUAGAUAUUUACAGGAAAUUCACAAAUGCGUUGGCAGUUGCAGUUAUAUUGUCCGUCGGCUGGAUUUGUUAUGAGCUUAAUUUCAAGUCGAAUGAUGUAUACAACGAGCAAUGGCAGAAGGCAUGGAUAAUCCCUGCAUUCUGGCAAGUGUUGUCUUUCUCGGUCCUGUGCAUCAUCUGCGCUCUUUGGGCGCCUUCGCAGAACUCAACGCGGUAUGCUUACUCUUCCGAGGAUGUCGGUGAGGAGUUUGACAAGGACGACACUCUCACACUCAUAAAACCGUCCUCCAAGAAUGUAAGAACACCCGAACUCAGAUUAGCCGAGAGCAACGAUCUUUUAUUAUCCGAUGUUAAUCUUGAUCAAGAAGAAAAAACUGCAUAAAUUUUACAUAUAUAUCUAUAUAUAUAUAUAUAUAUAUACAGGUGUGUGCAACUCUGGUUCAUUAGGAGAGAGAGUUCUUGAGUUGGUAUCAGUAAUCUUGUAGAAAAUAUUAUAUGUUUAUGUUAAAUGUGAUUAGCAUAAUAUGCAAAUAGUAUAA